AUGGAUGCGUUCCCCCCGAGCUAUGUCGACCACAACCUCCCGCUGGUGCUGAUAUCCGGCCUGGCAGCGGCGGGCGAAGCAGGAGAGGAGGCUGGAGAGGCAAUAGUGUCUGGAGUUGACGGCGCGGAUGGUGGAGUCUGUGUCUUCUCGGACUUCCCGCCGGUUUCUGGCGCUGUGGCGGACGGACUACUCGCUGCCCUGCUCGCGGAAGAUGCCUCUUUUUGGCCGUGGAGCUCUAGGUAUUUCAGUCACAGGGCCAAUGGUGUCGGAUUGAGGAUACAGAGAGCUUCUAGGACUUAUACACUUCCCCGGAAAAAGGCAGAUACUACGCAAUAUGCUCCAGACAGCGAUGGCCUGGCUCCCGUACCUCACUCGCCGCUGUCUCCCCUCACACCCGGCUCGGAGGUCUUCCCAGAUGGCAUGGUCACGCCCAGCUGGAUAUCCAAACACCAGUGCCUCGUACCGGCCGCAUUUGUCAAUUUCUUCCCUCUCACCACAGAUACAAACAUGUCCACGCUCAAGGAUAACCAGCUCAAGAUAGAGAUCAACAGCCUGAAGCGAGACUGGGCUCAGUCAGGCUACAAGACUCGUUUUGUCGUCGUCUUCCUCUUUGAGGACGGACCCGUCUUGGAGGAUGCCAAUUACCGCAUCUCAAGCAUUAGAAAGGCCACUGGAUUAGAUCCUCGAAAUGUCUUCACACUCCCCCCAGGUCCAAGCCCACUCGACAUUCAGAGGUUCGUUAAAUCUUUACUCUUCUCGAUCCAGGGCGCUGCGGUAGAGUACUAUAGAGAUCUGUCAAAACACAGUCGCCGCAAGCGCAACAGGGCCACCAUCCCACCUCCCACCGCACCUCCUACUAGCGGGACCUCUCAGACUCUCUCGCAGCAAGGCUGGAAUGUUCGGUAUGAAUUUAAACUAGGCGUACUUGCUGAGUUCCGCCAGGAGAUGGAUGCUGCUGGCCGUAGCUAUGAGACUGCGUAUGAUCUGCUCUUUGGCGAUGAAGUAUUUGGAGCCAUUGCCGCUUGGAGUCCAAGGUUUGAUGAGGCCCGCAUGUUAGCUGAUGUGCUCGCAUUGCGGAUUUUGCGGUGUCACUUAUGGCUGGAACAGACUACACCUGCUGUUCAGUUUUGGGCAGCCCACAGGAGACGGAUACAAAGCAUUGCCCAUAACAAAGGAAAAGGGACAAAUAAUUAUGGCUGGGAGGCGUGGGAAGUAAACUGGUCCUUGAUCAUGGCACAUACAAUUAGCCGCUCCUACAUACCCCCUUCACCCGUAGGCACCAACAGCGGACCAAUCUUUGUACUAUCUGAAAAGACGAUGCUGUCAGGAGAGCGUGUAUCUCCUUGGGACUUCCUCCACCACCGUGGAUACUGGCUUGCUCGGGCUGCCAAACAUACUGCUCGUCGACGGCUUCAUGCUGAGAAUAUACCACAGGAAGAUCGAUUACCUCCAGAUCAGCAUAAUGCAACAUCACAGCGCAAAGCGUUGUCUAACGUCUACGACACGUAUCAGGCCCCGGAGCCACAUGUCGAAUAUCCCAUUGAUGACCGACCGGGAGACAAGUACUCGCACCAAAUACUAGAAUUCCUUACAGAGUCCGUAGCUGAAUUCGCCAAACGGGGCCAGGUUCGUAUGGUCGAGAAACAGAAGUUCACAAUGGCGAAAGAGUAUGUCCGUCUCGAGGCUUGGAGUGAUGCCCUUGACAUCCUACGACCUCUAUGGCUCCAGAUCUCCUGGAGACGAGAAGGGUGGUGGCAUUUGAUGGAGGAGUGCGCCUGGUUACUGCGAGAUUGUGCCGUGCGUUGCGGCGAUUUUGAAACUAUUUACCGUAUAGACUGGGAAUUAAUGAACAAAAAACCGGAACGACUGAUGAAAAGGCAUCUGAAAAAUCAGUAA
This is a messenger RNA of Trichophyton verrucosum HKI 0517, 1896 nucleotides long. RefSeq lists its product as uncharacterized. NCBI's taxonomy places the organism in Eukaryota, Fungi, Ascomycota, Eurotiomycetes, Onygenales, Arthrodermataceae. The coding region runs from base 1 to 1896 and encodes 631 amino acids. The transcript is spliced from 3 exons. The record is from RefSeq and is a predicted model, not a curated record.